Peromyscus californicus insignis is the source of this 1637-nucleotide messenger RNA. RefSeq names its product sphingolipid delta(4)-desaturase DES1-like. The record is from RefSeq and is a predicted model, not a curated record. The coding region runs from base 828 to 1637 and encodes 269 amino acids. The transcript has a single exon. NCBI's taxonomy places the organism in Eukaryota, Metazoa, Chordata, Mammalia, Rodentia, Cricetidae. Gene Ontology annotation, molecular function: sphingolipid delta-4 desaturase activity. Gene Ontology annotation, biological process: ceramide biosynthetic process.
GACCAAUCUUUGUCACAUGUGUUAAUAAUGUAAAGAUUCCCAGAGCUCUGUCAAAGCAUAGUUAGAACACAUAAUAUAAAAGAUACAGACUUUCCACCUGGGUGUAGUGGCACAUGUCUUUAAUCCCUGCACUCAGGAGGCAGAGGCAGGCAGAACUCUGUGAGUUCAAUGCCAGCCUGGUCUACAUUGUAAGUUCCAGGACAGCCAGAACUACAUUGUGAAACCCUGUCAGUCAGGUAGGGAAGAAGAAGAAGAAAAGAUAUAGACAUUGCAGAUUUUUAAUAAAUUCUCAAAUUGUUAUGUUACAGUAUAUUAGAACUUGCUAUCAAAAUAUUGUUUCCUAGUAGAGUGGAAAUAUUUGGUUAUGCCUUUAAUAACAAGAAUAUUAUGAUUUUGAGAAAAUGUUAUUAAUGAAUUAGCAUCACUGUAAUUUUGUGUAUGUGGGUGGAGUCUGUGUGUGUAUGCCAUGUAUGUGCACGUGGUGGGGAGUUGCACAGAGUCCAAAGAAGGUCAUUGAUUGUCCUGCUCUAUCACUCUGCACCUUAAUCUUUGAGGCAGGGUCUCUCCCUGAACCUGGAGCUAGGCUGGUGGCCAGCAGCAAGCCCCAGGGAUCCUCCUGACUCCAGUAGAUCAGUGUUAUGACUCCAGGCUCAGGAAGCCAUGCAUGGUUAGUGACCUCAGUACUGGAAAUUGAGUCAGGUCCUCACACUUACACAGCAAGUGCUCUUACCCCCCGAGCUAUCUCCCCAACUCCUUUAAGUAUAAUUUCUUCAACACGUUUACUUCAACAUAAUUGAUUAUAAUUGUACUUACACUAAUCCCCAUUUAUGAUUCUUGUUGUAUUUUCUUCUCUUACAGCAAAAUAUCCAGAGAUAAAAUCCUUGAUGAAACCUGACCCCAACCUCAUCUGGAUCAUAACUCUGAUGGUUCUCAUCCAGCUGGCUUCAUUUUACUUAGUGAAAGACCUAGAAUGGAAAUGGGUCAUAUUUUGGUCCUAUGUCUUUGGUAGUUCCAUUAACCACUCAAUGACUCUGGGGAUCCAUGAGAUUUCUCACAAUUUUCCAUUUGGCCACCACAGGGCGCUGUGGAACAGAUGGUUUGGAAUAUUUGCUAACCUCCCUUUGGGAGUUCCAUAUUCGAUUUCCUUUAAGAGAUACCACAUGGAUCACCAUCGAUACCUCGGAGUUGGUGGCCUUGAUGUGGGUAUUCCUACCGAUUUUGAGACCUGGUUUUUCUGCACCACAUUCAGGAAGCUGGCCUGGGUUAUAUUUCAGCCUCUCUUUGUGAUUUUCCGACCUCUAUUUAUCAACCCAAAACCAGUUUCUCAUCUGGAAAUCAUCAAUGCUGUGGCUCAGGUCACUUUUGACAUUAUAGUUUACUAUGUUUUGGGAAUUAAAUCUUUAGUCUACAUGUUGGCAGCCUCCCUGCUUGGCCUGGGUUUGCACCCAAUUUCUGGGCAGUUUAUAGCCGACCAUUGCAUGUUCCUAAAGGGACAUGAAACAUACUCAUAUUAUGGGCCUCUGAAUUUCCUGACCUUCAAUGUAGGCUACCAUAAUGAACACCAUGACUUCCUGAACAUUCCUGGGAAAAACCUGCCCCUGGUAAGUGAAGGACUUGGUAAAUAUUUUCAUUUCUAA